AUGAAUCCCAACGUCUCUCAAUUAUCGCAGUCUGAGGCCUUGAAUGAGCCGCUGCGGAAAUUCCCAAUCUCAGCAUCGGUGCAAGAGGGGCUGCUCGAGGCACUAUGGGAGGCCUCGGGCCGUCAUGGCAGCAUGUCGCCUUACUUUAAAUAUUAUUCCAACCGUAUUCAGCGUCUGCGGCUCGAUGGCUGUGACGGAUUCUGUGCCGACUCCCACGCAGACAUUGCCUCGAUCGCCAGAAGAAUCCUGGAUGGGGCUUCCAGAGAUGAAAUAUUUGAGCAGGUCGCAGUUGCGGAAAAGUGUCCGUCUGCAUCUACCACGGCCGAUAUCAACCAUGGCAUAGACAUGUGCGCAAGCUUGCUUGUCAUGACGGAGAUUGAGCUCAACGGGGUUUCCGCUGGCCUAUCUGGAUUGACUGCUGUACCUUGGAAGAUUGGAUCGUUGAAUAAUGCGUUGGCAACUUAUUUCUGUCCGCAAAAGACGCUGCAAGCAGAUCGGCCUAAACUUGGCAAGGUAUUCACGGCUAGGAACCUGAAUCGCAUAGCGGGCAUUGAGAUUCGAUGGACAACAAACUUGGCGGACCAUCUGCGUCUUGUGGACGAUGACCAGGUUGUCUUUAUUUUCCACUGCGCGAGCUUUCUUCAGCUUCAAAAAAGUCUAGACAACAGCCCAUUUCCAGCAUCAUUUCUUCAAGAAACGUUGGACACCCUCGCUCUUCUCUUCCCAUCCUCGGAUAAUGAGACGGCGAGUUGGCUAAAAAGCAUCGCCAAGAUUGACCCGCGACUAUUGAAGUGCGGCUCUCUUCGUACCCGGGAGCGCAGACUGGAGAAUUUUGAUUAUUGGCAUGACCAGCUUGUCAUCUUGAAGCAGGCGUUUGACGAGUCCAGUCCCAGAAACAUUUCUCAAUGGUGGUUCGACAGAAGGAACGGCGUCCAAUGGUAUACGUUUUGGAUAGCGAUACUUGUUUUUGUGGUUACCAUCUUCUUCGGCAUCGUGCAAAGUGUCGAGGGUGCAUUGCAGGUCUAUCUGUCGUACAAGAGCAUGCAAUCAGGGUAG
This is a messenger RNA of Trichoderma aggressivum f. europaeum, 1056 nucleotides long. RefSeq lists its product as uncharacterized. Lineage: Eukaryota; Fungi; Ascomycota; Sordariomycetes; Hypocreales; Hypocreaceae. The transcript has 2 exons. The coding region runs from base 1 to 1056 and encodes 351 amino acids. The record is from RefSeq and is a predicted model, not a curated record.